Postia placenta MAD-698-R-SB12 is the source of this 1674-nucleotide messenger RNA. RefSeq lists its product as hypothetical. The record is from RefSeq and is a predicted model, not a curated record. NCBI's taxonomy places the organism in Eukaryota, Fungi, Basidiomycota, Agaricomycetes, Polyporales, Adustoporiaceae. The coding region runs from base 1 to 1674 and encodes 557 amino acids. The transcript is spliced from 8 exons.
AUGUUCUCCUAUCUCGCUCAUCGUCGCGGGGUUCGCGCUAAACAACAAGAACGCCAAGGACGUAUAGACAGCUUGCCCCCCGUCUACAAUGGUCCAAUGUCCGACUUCGAGAAAGGCAUCAUGGCUAAGCCCAUAGCGCAGAUCGUGGCCGAAGUACAGUCCGGGACGCUCAACCCGGUCGAUGUGCUACGUGCGUACGGCAAAAAGGCGCUGAAGGCCCAGGCUGCGAUCAAUUGCCUCACGGAAAUCAUGAUCGCCGACGCCGAAGAUUGGGCAAAGAACUCCAAUACCAAAGGCCCCCUCGCCGGUGUUCCUGUCAGCUUCAAAGACGAGAUGGCAAUAGCUGGCUAUGAUGCGAGUCUCGGCUACUCCGCGUGGGUCGGCAAGCCCAUGGAGAAGGACAAUACUGCCGCGCGGCUUCUGCGUGACGCGGGUGCCGUCCCCUACGUCAAGACCAACGUGCCCAUUACAUUGCGCUCGUUCGAGUGUACCAACGAUGUCUUCGGGCAGACAGGGAAUCCGCACAAUAUCGCAUACUCCCCGGGUGGAUCGAGCGGAGGGGAAGCGGCGCUGCUUGCUUAUGGCGGCUCUAGAGUUGGUAUUGGCUCAGAUGGUGCUGGAUCAGUACGCACUCCAGCGCACUACUCCGGCUGUUAUACGAUCAAGGCAACGUCGAAUCGAUUCUUGAAAUUUGGAAAUGCGCAUGGUGCAGUCCCAGGCAACGAAGGUGUCGGUGUCGCAUUUUCACCCAUGACCAGAACGCUCGAGGAUCUGGAGACGGUGUGGCGCGGUAUCAUGAGCAUGAAGCCUUGGGAAUACGAUCAUUCGGUGGUGCCUAUCCCCUGGCGGGAGACUGAUUUGUCUGCGGUUAAAGGCCUCAGAUGGGGUGUAAUAUGGGAUGAUGGUGUUGUCGCGCCGUCUCCUCCGUGUCUCAGGGCAUUGAAAAGCGUUGUGUCCCUCUUGGAAGCGAACGGACACGAAGUAGUCACAAUCGAUCCUCCAAGUCAGUAUGAAGGUCUCAAACUGGCAUCACAGUUGAUCUAUGCAGACGGAGGCAAGACGAUGAUGAGGAUCAUGCAUACCGGAGAAUACAACGACCCAGGCGUGAUUGAGGCACUUGCCAUGUUCCGUAUGCCGCGAUUUUCAAAGCGCCUCUAUGCGUGGUAUAUACGACACAUCCGUGGAGAUGACGUCUAUGCCGGCCUGGUCGAGAACUGGUCGGAGAAGACUGUACCAGAACUUCUCACUCUCGUUGCAGCGCGCGAAGCAUAUCGAGCUCUAUGGUUCGAGUUUUGGAAAACACAGAAUUUGGACUUCAUAAUCACAGUCCCUAAUGCCCAUCCGGCGGUGCCGCACGGCGGAAUGAAGGAGGGAUGGAAGUCAUGCGGAUAUACAUUCCUGUGGAACUUGCUCGAUUAUUCUGCAGGUAUACUUCCCGUGACGCAUGUCGAUAAAAACCGUGAUGCAUUGUCGCCGACCUUCAAGCCUCGCAAUGCGGUAGAAGCGGGAGCUUAUCGCAUGUACGACGCAACGAAGCAGCACGGGUUACCAAUCGGGGUCCAGGUCAUUAGCAGACGCUACAGUGAAGAAAAAGUGCUGGAGGGUAUGAAGAUUGUUGAGAAACUCUUGAAACAAGAGGGGAGCGCAUACGAGCUUUUUGAGCGUGAUGACUAA